This is a messenger RNA of Plasmodium relictum, 1968 nucleotides long. RefSeq names its product reticulocyte binding protein, putative. NCBI's taxonomy places the organism in Eukaryota, Apicomplexa, Aconoidasida, Haemosporida, Plasmodiidae. The annotation marks the transcript as partial. The record is from RefSeq and is a predicted model, not a curated record. The transcript has a single exon.
AAAGAAGAAUCUCAAAAAGAAUUUGAAGAAUCUAAUAGUAUAAAGAAUGAUGGGAAAAAUUCAAGUGAGAAAAAAAACAAUAUGAAAGAAAUUUAUGAAAAGAUGAAAAAAAUAUUAGAAAAAUUGCAGAAAGAAAUAGAACAGUUAGAAUUUUCAUUAAAAAAUAUAAAUGAAAAAAAAAUAGAAUAUAAGAAAGAAUUAUUAUACUAUUAUGUUGAUCAAAUUAGUGAUAAUAAAGAAAAGUCCGAAGAAGAAAUAACAAUUAUUGAUAGAUUCGAUAAAAAAAUUAAUCAAUUGAAGGAAAAAACAGUCGAUGCUUCAUAUGAGGAAUUAGAAAAGUUUAAUUGUGAAAGUUAUGUUAGUAAAGCUAAAAAAAGUCAACAAAAAAUAAACGAAUUGAUACAAGAAGUGGAUGUAUUAAAAGAAGAAGCAACGAGAGCUACAAUGGAAAACGAAGUUGAUAGUAUCCAAAUAAAAGUUAGUGAAAAAUUAAUAGAUGCUAUAAAAGAAAAGAGUAUCAUAGAUAAUGCAUCAAAUGAAAUUCAAAGUAUAGAGAAAUUGUUAAUGCUGCACAAUUUUAGUAGUAUUAUGGAUAAUGUGAGAAGAAAUUUUCAAAAAGCUAAAGAAGAGGAAGAAAUUAUAAAAGAAAAAUUUGCAGAAUCGGAAAAAAUAAAAAAAGAAAUAUUAGUUGAUUUUCAAAAGGCAGAGGAAUUAAGAGAUUCACUUAUAGAAAAGUUAGAUGAGAAUUCUAUUAAUACACAUAUAGAAGAAAUUAGAUCAAUUAAUGAUAUCUUUGCAACUAAAAUUGUAAGUGUAAAUGAGCUUUUGACGAUAGCUGAACAAUAUAAUGGAAAUUGUAAAUUAUAUCAUCAUAGCAUAGAAAGGGGAAAACAUAAAAUAGAAUAUUUAAAAAUUCAUGAUUAUAAUGAAGAAAAAAAAAUAACAGACGACGUAAUAGAGGAGAUAAAUAGAUAUGUGAAAGAAUCUGGAAAUUACUCCAACGAGGCAGAUAAAUUUGCAAUAGAAGCUAGAAAAAAUUAUGAAUUGUCUUGUAUAUAUAAAGAAAAGAUGAGUGACCUUUUAGACGAGUCUUUGUUGUUAGGAGAAAAAAUAAAAGUUGAAAUAAAAAAGAAUGACGUAACAGAUAUGUUAAUAGAGAUUAAGGAUGGUUAUUAUGAUAUUAAAAAUAUAUUAGAAAAAUUAGUGCGAAAAUUAAAUAAAUUAAAAGAGAAAGAUGUGAGUAUAAAAGAACAAGAUAAAGAAAUGGCAGAAAACAAAAAGUCAAUGGAUGCAUUUGGUUUAAUUACAGUUAUAAAAAAAAAUUCGGAUAAUUUUCUAGCAGAAAUAGAAACAUUAAAGCAAAAGGCAUCAAAUAUUUUAGAUAAUUCUGAAAGUGCAUUUGAAUCCACUUCAACAAAGAAUGAAACAAAUGAAGAAGAUAUCUCUAAUAAACUAAAAAUUAUGGAAGACAAUUUGAAAAACGUUUUAGAAGCUUUAAAAAAAAUGGAAAGUAAUAAACAAAUUUUAUGCACUGAAUCAAGUAGAAUAAAAGAAAUAGAAAAUAGAGUUAAUAGUAUGGAGAGUGAAAUCGAAAUAUAUGAGAAAUCUUAUGAAGAAGGAAUUUUGGAAGAGAUAAAAAGAUUAGCUGAUAAAGAAAAGGCAAGCUUUGAACUUUUAAUAAAAUCAAUAAAAUUAAAAAUUGACAAUACUAUCACUAUUUUAGAGGAAUUAAAUUUAGAACACAAUAAUAUUGCACACAAAUUUGAAGAUACCAAAAUAAAAUUAAAUGAAAUAUUUGAUAUAUUUGACAAAUCCUAUAAAAAUAUAGAAAGAUUUGCAUCACACAUUUCAGAAUCUACUACAACAUAUAUUGAUAUAAAAGAGAAGAGAGAAAAAGCCAAAAUAGAAAAAGAAAAUAUUGAGAAGCAAAAAGAAGAAAUGGAAAAAUUGAUAAAUAUUAUAAAUAAU